AGAUAGUUGACAAUGAAAUUAUUGAUCUCUUUCCCUAUAUAAGGCCAUAUGCUAAAAGCAUCAUAGCAUUGUCCAGAUCAAAGCACAUCUCCAAACCAAACACAGCACCAUAGUCAUGGCAGGCAUCAAAGUCCAUGGAACCACUUUCUCAACGGCAACGGCGAGAGUUAUGGCUACCCUUUACGAGAAAGAGGUGGAAUUCGAGCUUAUUCCGAUAGACAUGAGAACUGGUGAACAUAAAAAAGAGUCCUUCCUUGCCCUCCACCCAUUUGGUCAAGUUCCAGCUUUUAAAGAUGGAGAUCUUCAGCUCUUUGAGUCAAGAGCAAUUACACAAUACAUUUCCCAUGAGUAUGCUUCAAAGGGUACUCCUCUGAUAACCACAGACACGAAGAAGAUGGCAAUUCAAUCAGUGUGGCAGGAGGUGGAGGCUCAAAAAUACGACCCAGUAGCAUCAAAACUGACAUUUGAGCUAGCAGUGAAGCCUUUCAUUGGCAUGGUAACUGACUUAGCAGUCGUGGAGGAGUUCGAAGCUAAGUUGGGUACAGUUUUGGAUAUCUAUGAGAAACGUCUGGGACAAUCGAAAUACUUGGGAGGUGAUUGCUUCAGCUUGGCAGAUCUUCACCACCUUCCAACCAUGGAUUACUUGAUGGCAACACGAACCAAGAAGCUCUUCGAGUGCCGCCCAAAUGUUAGUGCUUGGGUUGCUGAUAUCACAGCUAGGCCUGCUUGGACUAAAGUUGUCGCCAUGAGAACUUACUAAGGAUGACUCCUAUAGUGGCAUAUACCAUGUGUUUUGGCCUUUUCAUUUCUUCCAAUAAGUUGGUUAUAACUCGUUGUAACGUCGUGUGCCUUUGAGCUUUUGUCUCUUGUCUUCAAUGUAAAAUUAAAUUUGAUGCCUUCUGCA
This is a messenger RNA of Argentina anserina (silverweed cinquefoil), 904 nucleotides long. Its product is annotated as glutathione S-transferase-like. The record is from RefSeq and is a predicted model, not a curated record. The transcript has 4 exons. NCBI's taxonomy places the organism in Eukaryota, Viridiplantae, Streptophyta, Magnoliopsida, Rosales, Rosaceae. Gene Ontology annotation, biological process: glutathione metabolic process. Gene Ontology annotation, cellular component: cytoplasm. Gene Ontology annotation, molecular function: glutathione binding; glutathione transferase activity. The coding region runs from base 116 to 760 and encodes 214 amino acids.